This is a messenger RNA of Paramacrobiotus metropolitanus, 3754 nucleotides long. RefSeq lists its product as uncharacterized. The coding region runs from base 247 to 3408 and encodes 1053 amino acids. Gene Ontology annotation, biological process: mitotic sister chromatid segregation. The record is from RefSeq and is a predicted model, not a curated record. Lineage: Eukaryota; Metazoa; Tardigrada; Eutardigrada; Parachela; Macrobiotidae. Gene Ontology annotation, cellular component: nucleus; condensin complex. The transcript is spliced from 16 exons.
UGUGUGAUGAGAAUUAUUUACUUUGAAGUUAAUUCUGCCAGUUUGAAAUGAAAAAUUCGUUCUGAGAACAUCUGAAGUAAAAGAUUUGAUAUUUCCAGCAUUUAUCGUUUCAUCUAUAUCAGCAUCAGAAUCAGCCCGGGAAAUGCUGUACUGGGUCGUUGACUGCGAGCGUGGAUGAGUUGAGAGAUACUUAUCUGUCAGUUUUGAUUCCUCGCAUUUUUAUGAUUAUUUCACUUUAAGUUCGACAUGCCAUCGUCAAAAGCUUCUUCCGUGUCCAACAUUUCCACCCGUUCAAAAGCGGCGUCGGCCAAGAACAAAAGUACUACGCAUUCAACAAUUAAGCCCUCAUUGCUGGUCGUUCCACCAGCCCCAGUUGCCCUGCUGAAUGAUCUGGAAGCGGAUUUGCAUUGCACGAUUCAACCAGCCGAAUUUGAAGGCUGGAUCAAAAACACCGGUAAGGAAUUCCUGCAUUUGGAAGAAUAUGGAGCAUUCUGGAGCCAAUCAAAGGCUGGCGUCGCUGGUGAAUUGUGUGGCAGAUUGGACAAAUAUCUGGUUGCUUUUAUCAGCAAGGAUGCGUCCUGGUCGAAGGAGAAUGUAGCAGAAACUGCGAUCAAGAUAACUGCUGUUCUGGAGUUAUACAAGCCUAUUAUUCAAAUCUUCGAAGAGCCACCAGCAUCGAUAUAUCGCCGCUUGGAAGGCUUCCAUCGAAAUAUAUUCCGCAUUUACCAGUAUGGUUCCGAAGCUAAAGUGGGUAUUCUCCUCAAUACCAUCGUGGAUGUGUUGGAAUUAUGGUUUCUGAACGGUCGUCCGGAUGGAUACAAACUGAUGGCUAACUGUGUCGUUUAUGUCCUCUGCAAGCCAAAAUACACGGGCAGCGUUUUCCAGCGGUUGCUUUCGUGGCGAGGAUAUUUCGAUUGCUUCAGGCGCCCGUGGACAAAGCGGGCUGCUACGCCGGUCGCUAAGAAGCAUUUCUCCGAUUUAGAGCCGAAUGAAUGGGAGGAAAGUGACCAGAGUUCGGAGGCUGUUUCCGAACCUGUUGCUACUGAAGCCUUACUAGCCGUGGAAAAGGUCGAGUACCUGUGCGAUGCGUUGUAUAAAUUGUUCAAUCGACAAGAAGCAACUAGUUUACCUGACGGGCGCAAAUUUCUAACUAUGCUGGUCACGCUGCAUCAGGAUUUCAUGAAUAUUGCUCGUUUGGGCAUUGAUGAUGUUAUGAUGAACGACCGAAAUCAGAAGACGCUGGAGAUCCUUAUGGAUAUCGUGCUGAAAGCAUGGAGUAUCCUAAACAAGGAGGACAAUCCACUGAAGCUCGAUUUGGAGGCACUGGUUAUCACUGAUUUGAUGAAACGGGCUAUCGUUACGGAUCCAAAGUAUAAAAACGGCUAUCUUUCCAAAUACCAAUUGAUGGUGGCAUACAUGUAUAACGACAACGAUGCUGCCAUUCGACGUAUGUUCCAUUCGAACUUGGAUUUGAUGGUUUUGGAAGGAUGUAAAUCAGAAAAUCGCAUAACACGUACAAAUGCGUUACGCCUUCUUGGACUCUGCUUUCCACUAAUAUCACCAGAUGAAUUGAGGGUUUCACGGGACAUUAUGCUCCGUGACCAGGUGGACAUCGCCAUUGCGGACAUGAAGAGCAUUUUCCCCGCCUUCCGCAGCGCCGCAUCGGAAGCCACCGGGGAAAUUCUUAACCGUGGAUGGAAUGCCGUUCCGCUCGCUGAACGCACAACUCUCCUGCGUUGUUUAAGUGAUAACUUUUUCGAUGCCACCACCGUAGCCGUUCGUGCUAACGCGGUUAAAGCGGUUGGACGCAUCAUCGAUAAUCCGCUGGCCCGUGUAACGCUGGUCCCACUGCUGAUGCAGAUGAAAGAAGUAGCCACGGAUGAAGCCUUGGCCGUGCGGACCGAGUACUAUCGGAUUUUGUGGCAGGCGGUGCAGAGCGAUAUGCUGGCACUGGAGAAUGGCAACCAAAUUGUCGAUGCCGAGAAGCUGCUAGUGCAUUAUACGGAGAAGAAGCAUCCGUAUGAGGCGGAUAUCGCGAAGAUUCUGGAUUACAUGGUGUGGAAUACCAAUAACAUGCGACAAUUUUUGAAGAAUGCGAUUAAACUGUUCCAUAAUAAUGCUGCCGUAGCGGUGAAGUUCUUCCAUAAUGUGCCCAAGAAAAAGGAUCCCAAAGAUAUCCGUGCCGUUCUGGAUGCCAUUUUUAGUCAACUUUUUAUUGCCUUUAAUUGUCGGAGCAAGAAAUUACCUGAUCCAGAGGGUGCAAUUUUCCUUAGCGAUAAUAAGGAGCAUCUGAACAUUGGAUUAGAAUUAGGCGGGACGAUUAUGGCAGCCUCUGUCCUCAUUUUGAACCAAAAUACGGAGUACAAUGAAGAAAUCCAACUGAAAGCCACCAGCAUGCUCAAGGUUGCCAUCCCUUUUACCGAUGUUGUUGAGACAACUCAUCUAUAUCGCAUCGCCUGUCGGGUACCUAAAGAACAGCUACAGUAUUGUGACUGGUGUUUGGCGGAGUUUGAGAGUAUCGGUGAGCAAGGCCAAGAGGAUGACGCAAAAUGGAUUGAGCAUGGCAUUACUUUGAUGACAUUCCUUCAUACAUGGGGACUAAGCGAAGAAUUCUUGGGAAUCAUUAACAACUGGAUUUUAACCGAGCAGCAGAGAGCUUUGCCGACGAAGAAGGGUCGCGCGAACAAACAUGCGGAAAACGGCGGUAAUAAUGUGCAGCGUGCUCAUCUGGGCAUUCUGUUUCUUGGUAUGCUGCUGUCCGAUACGGAUAUUUCCGGCACUUUUGAAGAACUGGAAGCGCAGGUUAACGAGGUUGUGGAUACCGCUGCGAAAGCUUUCAAAGACUUCCUUCCUCAGCGCUUGUUCACGAAUCGUAUCGCACAUCAUCCCUUUCGCGAUUCGUUCUACAACAAUGUCAUCCAGUUAAUGAGUUUGGUGUGGCUCCAGGGAGUUCGCUACAAAAAAGAUCAGACAUUUUUGCGCAAACAUUUCUUGGAAGUGCUGAUGGUGGUGAAGGAGCACGUGUGCAAACGACUGGAAUUGCCCAAUUCUGCCAACCUUGUUCCCACCAUCGAAGCCUACAAGAAUGAAGGGAAAAACAUUCUCGCUCACAAACCGCUGUUUCCUGGCCACCAUGAAACCGUCCAGAUUGCGGAUCGUAUUAUGUUUACUCUACAGGAAGUGCUGAAGCAGUUUGGUGAUCUCAUUAGCACAGAAGAUCCGGAGAUGCAUAUUUUACUGCAUGGUUAUGCUCCCGGCGGCGCUCCCCAUCAGGUGACCUUAGUGACUCCGUCUACUGCCGGUGGUAAUUUGACACCCACUUCAGCCGCUCCGCCCAGACGUACCGUCCGCCCUGUCAGUUCUGAAUCUUCGACGCGCAGUCUCAGGCCCAAGCGUGGAAAGAAAUAGGUGAAAUUUGUUUUUCCUUAUGGGUAUAUUAUCACAUUGUUUAUCUUCCUUGCUUUUACAAUUGAGGCUUGAGCUCUAAUUAUGACUUCCACAAGUGUGGUUCGAUCGAUUCUUUAAUUUCGUUGGUUUUGGCCUGUGCCACCCACCCAUGAUUAUUUAUUUCCUCGUAUCAUAAGCUUUUCUCAGGUCGGAAUAAUUCUUGUUGGGGUCAACUAAACCUGUUUGUUUUCAAUCUGGUUUUCUUUUUGAUUGAUACCUUACUUUCAGUUUGUUUGUCAAGAGAAUCUGUUGGAAAAAAGAAUAUACGCGUUUGAAUAUACUCUUUUUGUGUUAGAAACAGAUUAAA